Funneliformis geosporum is the source of this 753-nucleotide messenger RNA. Lineage: Eukaryota; Fungi; Glomeromycota; Glomeromycetes; Glomerales; Glomeraceae. The record is from the annotation of a GenBank genome assembly.
AUGAAAAUCCGUCAUCUCCUUCAUGAUGAGUUCGAUUCUUCUCAGGAAACUUUAUCCCCAUUUGACUUUCAACAAGUUAGACCAUCGUUUCUUAUAUCUUCCGAUAAGCAACAAUCAAAUGGAAUACUUGAUCAAGGAUCUACUAGCUAUGAUUUUGGCAAACCCAAAGAGAUGGCAGAUAACAUCAUGUCUCCUUCGGCACAAAAGUAUAACGCCAAUGAUAUCGAAUUUUCUCAAUUUUUUAACGAGGUUUCAUCUGUAACCAGUCUUGAUAAUGAAGAAAAAGAAACCAUAAAAUCCACCUCUUUUCUACCACAAUUUCAAACUUCCGUUGAACUUCCUCCCCUGCAAUCGUUGUCAAACUUCACCACCGACCUACAAUCAUCUUUUUGUUCUUCAUUUCUUGUUUCCUCCAAAGAAGACAUAUUACUUAAGGAUCCUGAAUUGUGGUCUCAAUUUUAUCGCGUCGAUAAUGAAAUGAUUAUCACAAAGGCGGGAAGAUGUAUUUUUCCUUUAUUAAAAUUUCAACCUGUAAAUUUAGAUCCAACCGUAAAUUAUUCUUUUGUGAUUGAUUUUGUUCAAGUAUCAGCAAAUCGUUAUAGGUUUAAAAAAGGAAGUUGGGUUUGUAUAGGCCUGGAUAAACGUAGAUUUUUAUCAAACAACUUUAACAAGCAAGGUGGUAAACUACCCAAAAUAGGCUCAGUUUGUGGAAAUCCAUACACUCAUCCGGAUUCUCCGCAACCAGGCAAAUGA